AUGUUAGUGGUAUACUAGUUCAUGAAAUAUAUAUUUUUUAAAGAUAGAUUCUUAGCGCGGCAUUAGAAGAAGAAAAGCAUUGUUGUGGAAGAAGAAAAUAUUCUAUUGUCUACCAGUGGAACAACAUCUUCCAUCAUGUCUAUCAUCACGAUGGCCUAUGUACUUCCAAUGAUGUUGGGAAGAACUUUUGACACUUAUCAAAACUCAGCUGGCAGAGAUAUCUUCACAAUCACACCCGAAAAUAUUACGACAAUCAGUGCUCCAAAGACCAAAACCAUAUAUCGUCGUGUUGAAUCUUUCAAAGAGGCUCGAGAUUUUCUAGAUAUCUCUGGAGAACUGAGUCUGAAUAUCCUAGCAGAUAAGGUGAACGUACAAGGAAGUGGUCAAUACUUGAAAGAUUUCACGUCUUCCUCGAAAUAUAUUGAAUAUGUGGUGAACGUCAAUUUUGAAACGGUUACAGAACGCAUUUCGGAAAGUGCCAAACCAGAACAAAACUGGACUAGUUACUCUAACCUCGGGACUCAUUUUGUUCGAGCAAUUACUUAUGGAGGGAAUCUGGUGGCUUCUCUUCGUUUCAUUCUGGAAGAUGAAAGUUUCAAAGAAGAGAUUUCUGGAGAGUUAAAUUUCGUGCUUGGGAAAGGCGGUGAUGGAACACAGUUGAAAGGGAAAUUGGAUAAAUUUGAAGAGAAUCUAGCAUCGAGAGUCUCGCUGCAGAUUUAUUAUUACUCAGAUGUUGGGCUUUACAACGUACCUACUAGCAUCAGUGGUUUUGACGAGUUACUGAAGGGUUUUAAAACGGCAGUCCAAGACGUAAACAAUGGAAAAGGGGUGCCUAUAAAAGUAGAAUUGGUUGAUCUAAAAGCUAUUGGUGGUGGAGAAGAAUAUAUUGGUUACAAGGAACUCGUCUUGGUACUUCAGGAGGUAGAGCAAAAAUUCGUCGAACUGAAAGAAGUUAAAGACAGCUUAAUUGAAUGGUGGAAGGAACUUCCUGUAGGAUUAGAGAAAGAAACUGAGGAAGAUAUUGACCGCUUCUACAGAAAAAUAACAACUAUUUUGGAGAAAUUUUACAUCUCAAUCGUUGAAAUGCAUCCCAAGAAAGGCAAAACGCAGUUUGAUGAAGCUAAUAAGGCCUAUAAAGAAGGAAGUACUGAUCGUCUUCCAGGAACAUAUCGUAGGGAAUUGAGGAAACUCCAGAAAAACCUGGACAUCAAAGGAAAAACGUUAUUAGACGUUUACAGCUCUACUUACGUGCACUGGGGAAAAAGUUCUUGCUAUUCAGCAAAUACUGAGAAAUUGUACUCCGGUUAUGCUGCAACACAUCCAGAAGAAGGAAUUGGCGGUGGAGCUAAUUACUUGUGUUACCCAGAGGAUAAUCUAGCCUGGGGAGAAGAAUGUUCUUCUUCAGAUCAGACGUUUCUCGGAACACUUCGACUAGGAACUAUCAACAACAAUUCACCAUUGAACACCAGUAAAACUCUGUUUCAGAGAUCUGUGGUAUGUGCGUUAUGUCACAUCACCAACAGGAGCAGCGUGGUCACUUUUCUGCUGGAAAAUGAAUGUCCAGAAGGUUGGAUAACUGAAUACAAAGGAUAUCUGGUCACCAAUGAAAAUAACGGUCAUCGUGGAGAGUAUGUUUGUUUAGACACAAAUAUCGAAAUUGAUGAACUAAAAAGAGGUAUUGAAACCAAUGCUAAUAGAUUUAUGCUGGAUCAGAAGGCCAACCUCGUGAUUUUACCCCCUGAAAGUAACACUGACAGUCACACCAAAAAUAGAUUUGUUGCUUGUAUAGUGUGUACAAAAUGAUAUUUUAUGAAGCCUCACAAGCUCAUACAGAACUUGUAUUAUUAUUUUGAAAUAAAAUAAUUAUGUUCUUC
Limulus polyphemus (Atlantic horseshoe crab) is the source of this 1874-nucleotide messenger RNA. RefSeq lists its product as uncharacterized. The transcript has 9 exons. NCBI's taxonomy places the organism in Eukaryota, Metazoa, Arthropoda, Merostomata, Xiphosura, Limulidae. Bases 136 to 1803 code for a protein of 555 amino acids. The record is from RefSeq and is a predicted model, not a curated record.